This is a messenger RNA of Cryptomeria japonica (Japanese cedar), 2844 nucleotides long. RefSeq names its product receptor-like protein EIX1. The transcript has a single exon. Gene Ontology annotation, molecular function: protein binding. The record is from RefSeq and is a predicted model, not a curated record. Lineage: Eukaryota; Viridiplantae; Streptophyta; Pinopsida; Cupressales; Cupressaceae. Bases 107 to 2542 code for a protein of 811 amino acids.
UAUUCAUGUGUUGUUGAAGGUCCUCAACUUGGCGUAAACUCUUGGGUAAAUCUAUAAAUAUGCCUUUCGAAGUAGAUUCUUUGUGGUCUGCAACUUCAUUCAAGCAAUGGCUGUUGCUGAAAUUAAGUUUACGUUUAUGAGUGCAGUUUUGAUUAUCCUCUUUAUAAAUCCAUGUAUUGGUCUAUUCAUUUGUCCCACCCAGGAAUCCCAAGCUCUUCUUUCCUUCAGAGCAGCCUUGAACGUCUCUAAUGGCAUUCUCAGUUCCUGGGAUAAUGGAACUGAUUGUUGCUCCGUAUGGAAAGGUAUAUCAUGCAAUAUUGUCACUGGCCAUGUAGAGACAGUUAAUUUGAGUGCUUACACGAACUAUGCAGAGCAGGAUUUGCAGAGUGGAGUCAUAUCAAGUAGUCUUUGCAACCUUCCUUUUCUCAAGUACGUCAUCUUGAAAAACAUUGGAUUAAGAGGUAAUAUUCCUUCCUGUUUAGGAAAUCUCUCUUUUCUUCAGGUUUUGGUGUUAAAAAACAAUAGUUUAACUGGGAUAGUUCCCCCUGCCAUUUGCCUGCUCACGAAUCUUAACUACCUAGAUGUAAGCAUUAACCAACUCGGAGGAAUCCUACCACCAUGUCUAGGCAAUCUUACUUCUCUGCGUAAACUCAGUGUCCAUUACAAUGAGUUAACCGGGAAAAUUCCACUUUCCUUGAACAAACUCUCCUUGCUCAACUUCUUGAGUAUUUCCGGUAACAAGUUCAAUGGGAGCCUUCAACUCACUGCGCUUUCCAACCUUGAGCAGCUCUUUGCUCGCAAUUUUUCAUUCCAAGAGAACAUUGCUUCUUCGCAUUUGGCAUUGCCAUCCUCUAUAAAGGUUCUCUGGCUCUCCCACAUUACAAUUUCAGAUACUCUGUUUCAUAACCUUGUAGAAUUAAACUUUUUAUUCCUAUCAUAUUGUACUCUGAAUAUUAGCUCAAGUUGGCUUCCCCGGUUCCAGUUAGCGGGCUUGGAUCUAGUCUCAUGUAGUAUUGGUGGUCAAGUUCCAGCAUGGCUUUCAACUCAGUAUUCAUUAGGGCGGUUGGCAUUGGCUGACGACAAUAUUGUUGGAGAAAUCCCCUCAUGGUUAUGGGAGAACAAUCCUCAGUUGUAUCUGUUCAACCUUUCAGGAAAUCAUUUGAAUGGCAGUCUUAAUAUCCCAACUAGAUUCAUCCGUUGGAUGACAGCAUUUGAUGUAUCUAGAAAUGCAUUCACUGGAUACAUAGCAUCUACGUGGCCUCCAGAUCUGCAGCUCUUGAUGGUUAAUGACAAUUCUCUAAAUGGCAAUAUUCCGCCAAGUUUGUGCAAUUUAAGUAACCUUGAAAAGUUAGAUCUUUCAAACAACAAACUCAGUGGAAGCAUUCCUUCAUGCUUUGCCAACUACAAGGUUAUUCAAAUGUUAAAUCUGGGGAAUAAUAGUUUGAUGGGGAGUAUACCUGAUGGGCUAUGCUCCUCGUCUUUGGUUGUAAGAAAUAAUCAGUUAAGUGGAGCCUUCCCUCCGUCCAUCAGCCAUUGCAAGAGAUUACAAUUUAUAGAUAUUGGACACAACAGAUUUGAUGGGUAUAUUCCAUGUUCAGUUGGAAAUCUGUCAUCCCUUCAAGUGUUGAUGAUGAAUGGUAAUCGUUUCAAAGGAAGUAUUCCUUCAGAAAUUUUCCAGCUUAAACAGCUCCAGAUCUUAGACCUUUCAUCUAACAAUUUAUCAGGCUUUCUUCCACACAGCAUUGCAUCUUUAAGAGCAUUGAGUAUAGCAAGAGAAGACGGCCAUAUGUUAUCUGCUCAGUUGAAUCCUUUUCAUGAAAUAUCAAAAUACAAUGGCAUCAGGGCAUAUUCUGAGUUUGGGUCUAUUCCUACAAUUGUAUACGAAGUUCCUUCUCAUGAUGAAUUGGAUUUGGUUGUCAAAGGAUUACAGUGGCACUACUCAUAUAUCCUUUCCACACUCACAGGUAUUGAUCUCUCAAGCAAUCAUUUAAGUGGAAAAAUUCCGUUGGAUAUUGGAAAGUUGAAGGGGUUGAGGUAUCUCAAUCUGUCAAUGAAUAGUCUCAGUGGAAUUAUUCCACCCAGUUUGGGGAAUAUGAGUCAACUAGAGUCACUGGAUCUUUCUACAAACAGGCUUUCUGGAAAGAUUCCUGCAGAAAUUCAAUUGGUGACUUCAUUGGAAGUCUUAAAUUUGUCUUACAACAACCUCUCAGGCAGCAUACCUCUAGGAGGACAGAUGAUCACAUUUGAUAACACAACAUAUUCUGGAAAUCCAUACUUGGAAGGAUGCCCACUUCCAAAGAAUUGUACUUGGCCAAUGUUUGCUCCUCCCCAGCCUUCUACAAACGAUAUCAAGGACAGAAAAGAAGAUUAUAGAGAGCAAAUACCAUGGUACGUGAUUGGAGUAGGAUCGUCACAUGUAGUAGGCUAUUGCUCUGUAUUCUUAUUGCUUGCAGUGAGAAAGGGAUGGAGAAAGAGUUACUUCAUGUGGGUUGAUACGAUUUUGAAGCUUUUGUUUCCUUGCAUGCGUAAUAAGAGAUUAUGAGGCUUAUUUUGUCAACAAAAUGAAGCAAAAGUAUUUCCCGAGAGCCUGAAUCUUUAUUUUGUUUUUUCAAUUUUCCGUAAUUUUAUUGUCUACUAUUUCUUCGGUCUAUGUUCCAAGUUGAGAGUCAAUUGACGAUUCUGUCUUCGGAUAUUAACUAGCAUCAUGCUUCUGAUAUUGCUUUAGGUGCUUAUUGUUUUUUAAUUUGGCCCGGUCUAAUCAUCUUUGUUUAGACUGUUCAGUUAAACACAGAUGUAUUUUUUAUACUGUACUAUUGCUUUUUAUAAUAUAUAAAGUAUUUAUGA